Eutrema salsugineum is the source of this 1627-nucleotide messenger RNA. Its product is annotated as UDP-glucuronic acid decarboxylase 1. Gene Ontology annotation, biological process: D-xylose metabolic process. The coding region runs from base 152 to 1456 and encodes 434 amino acids. Lineage: Eukaryota; Viridiplantae; Streptophyta; Magnoliopsida; Brassicales; Brassicaceae. Gene Ontology annotation, cellular component: cytoplasm. Gene Ontology annotation, molecular function: NAD+ binding; UDP-glucuronate decarboxylase activity. The transcript has 7 exons. The record is from RefSeq and is a predicted model, not a curated record.
AUAUGGCGCAUCAAAUAAUCGCCGUGUAACUACCAUCGCUCUUAUUUCCUCUUCUUCUUCUUCUCAAACGGUUGAAUCUGUCCAGAUCCAAACCUUUUUCCCGGCAAUUCUGAGAUCUCAUUUACCGGCGACGAAGCUCUAUUCGGAGACAAUGAAGCAGCUUCACAAGCAAAUGAGCUCGAAGCGCGACGAGGAGACGAUUCCCAUGAGCCAAUCCAGUCCUUACUCUCCCAAGGCCUUAAAGCAUCCCAGAUCCCUUCCCAGAUCGCUCCACUACCUCUUCCGUGAACAGCGUCUCCUCUUCAUCCUCGUCGGGAUCUUGAUCGGAUCCACUUUCUUCAUCCUCCAGCCUUCUCUCUCCCGUUUAGGCGCCGCCGAAUCCACCUCCCUCAUCACCAGAUCUGUUUCCACCGCCGUCGUCGAUAAUUAUUCGCCUUCUAAAAUGAGUUUUAAUUACGGCGGAGGUAAAACCGGUCGGGUUCCCGUCGGUAUUGGACGGCGUAGACUGAGGAUCGUGGUGACCGGUGGAGCUGGAUUCGUCGGUAGCCAUCUCGUCGAUAAGCUUAUCGGGAGGGGAGAUGAAGUGAUUGUGAUCGAUAACUUCUUCACGGGUAGGAAGGAUAAUUUGGUUCAUCUGUUCUCGAAUCCGAGGUUUGAGCUUAUUCGACACGAUGUGGUUGAGCCAAUCCUCCUCGAGGUGGAUCAGAUUUACCAUUUAGCUUGCCCAGCUUCACCUGUUCAUUACAAGUAUAAUCCAGUGAAGACUAUCAAGACAAAUGUAAUGGGCACGCUCAAUAUGUUGGGUCUUGCAAAGAGAGUUGGGGCAAGGUUUCUGCUCACCAGCACAAGUGAAGUAUAUGGAGAUCCUCUUGAACAUCCACAGAAGGAGACGUAUUGGGGAAACGUGAACCCGAUCGGUGAGAGGAGUUGCUAUGACGAAGGAAAGCGUACUGCAGAAACACUAGCCAUGGAUUAUCACCGAGGUGCAGGUGUGGAGGUUAGAAUUGCUCGUAUUUUCAACACGUAUGGACCCCGAAUGUGCCUUGAUGAUGGGCGUGUUGUUAGUAACUUUGUUGCCCAGACCAUCCGCAAACACCCAAUGACUGUUUAUGGUGAUGGAAAACAAACUCGAAGCUUUCAGUAUGUUUCUGACUUGGUGGAGGGACUUGUAGCGUUAAUGGAAAACGAUCACGUAGGACCUUUCAAUCUUGGUAACCCAGGAGAAUUCACAAUGCUUGAGCUUGCAGAGGUGGUGAAGGAGGUGAUUGACCCGAGCGCGACCAUUGAGUUUCGACCGAACACAGCGGAUGAUCCUCACAAGAGGAAACCGGACAUAAGCAAAGCAAAGGAACUACUGAACUGGGAACCAAAGAUCUCUUUGCGAGAGGGUCUGCCUCGUAUGGUUAGUGACUUCCGUAACCGAAUCUUGAACGAAGACGAAGGCAAAGGUCUCUAAGUCACAAAUAUUAGUAUUAUAUCCCUUCUUCUGCAAUGAUUGAUAUAUGUAUAGUCUCUUUUGCAAGAGCUCUGCUACGUCUUUUUUGUUCCUUCUUCUUCUGCUCUUUUUUUUCUUGUUUCUUUGUUUUUAUCUGUUCUUUCACCAAGACUCAAUCAAAUUUACCAACUA